Messenger RNA from Bicyclus anynana (squinting bush brown), 8113 nucleotides. RefSeq lists its product as uncharacterized. Bases 583 to 7938 code for a protein of 2451 amino acids. Gene Ontology annotation, cellular component: cytoplasm. Gene Ontology annotation, biological process: protein phosphorylation; positive regulation of sodium ion transmembrane transporter activity; monoatomic ion homeostasis. The record is from RefSeq and is a predicted model, not a curated record. Lineage: Eukaryota; Metazoa; Arthropoda; Insecta; Lepidoptera; Nymphalidae. Gene Ontology annotation, molecular function: chloride channel inhibitor activity; potassium channel inhibitor activity; protein serine/threonine kinase activity. The transcript is spliced from 37 exons.
GUGAAAGUUCUAAAAAAGUUUUCACAGCGACUGACUGAUCGAUGACCCAAUUUUUGCUGCGCUGCACCACAUUUUUAUUUUUUUAUUGUACUGGCAACAUUAUCUCACUGAUUGUGCAGAAGAAAAAACAAUGGUGUGAUUCCAGAUUUUUAUUUAUAACAUCAAGAAACUGAACAAAUCCUGCAAUAACUUUCCAAAAUUAUCCACAAGACUGUUUAUACUUAUUUUAGAUUAAAUAUUUUUUUUUUUGGUUCGAACUUAGGGUACAAGCGAUUUUGUAAUCAACUAAAAAAAACACUACAAGAAAAGGAUGCCAACAUUGCGAGAGAGAAUAAAAAGACGGAACUAGUUAUUUAUUUAUUUUAAAUAAUUUAAUACAAUAAAUAGUUUUUAGUUAUUUUUUAAUCAUAAUAAAAAAAUAUAUAUUAUUCAAAUAUAGUUAAAAAAAUAUAAUGGAAUUCAAAAUAUUAGAAACGUUGAGAUUGUGACAUCACAUUUUUGUUUUUUUUUUUUUCGAGAUUAUUAUCAUCACAAUGUAUGACGGGUGUGAUAGUUUCUGAUAUAUAGUCUUGAUGGGGCAAUAUGGACAACAUGGCGUCCAACGUGUCUCUACGUAGCAAGAGGAAAGACAACCUCAUCACCAGGAAGCAGGAUAAGAGUCCAGAGAAGACUAUAAGGGGCACAAGAGGCGCAUACAGAGGCAUCCCUUCUACGUCGAAGCGCGAUGAGGAUACGGAUGGCUCCACGGAGCGGCUGGACCGGCCCAAGAAGUUCCUGGCACAGAACAAGAGCACAUAUGGAUUGGGCAAGCGGCCGGAUUUCUCGCUGAAGAACCGCAAUGUGCACCUCGCCUCCUCGCGGUAUGGACAGAUGACAUCCGGCCUCCACGGCCACGGUCACCAGAUCUCGCAGCCGGCGCACCACCUCGACUCCAGCGUGCUGCCCGCCAAGGAGAAGACUGUGCAUGGCAAGGAAAAGACAUUUAAGGUGGUGAUGGGAGGCGAGGUGGGUGUGAUAAAGACACCGGUGUUGGGCCCGCGGCCCUACAACGCGCUGGCCAUCAUCCACACGCAGCAGAGCAACACCUUCGACAUGCUCAACUCGCUCACCACCAGUGUCGCCAGCCAACCAGUAGUGGGCGUGGGCGGCUACCGGCGCCGCAGCUCUGGCCAGGGCGCCAUCUGCGACCCCGAGCUGGACGACAGCGGGAACAAGCUGGUCGCGCGCCUCGAGGACGACGCCUUCAUCUCCGAACAGGAUCUGGAAGAGAACAUAGAGGCGACUGAGAAGGGUCUUCCACACGCUCCCACUGAUACUGCAGAAGAGCAGGAGCAGAAACCGCAGAAUGGCGUGUACGAUCGGUUCGAACUGGAGAAGCUAGAGGAUAAAGACAAGGAGAAGAUCGACAACGAAGACGAGGAAGAACCCAUUGGAGUGUCGCCCUGUGGAAGGUUUUUCAAGUACGACAAAGAGGUCGGUCGUGGCUCGUUCAAAACUGUGUACCACGGUCUCGACACUCAGACCGGAGUCGCCGUGGCUUGGUGCGAGUUGCUGGAGAAAAAGCUGAACAAAACGGAGAGGUUACGCUUCAGGGAAGAAGCCGACAUGCUGAAGAAACUGCAGCAUCCCAAUAUCGUGCGUUUCUACAACUACUGGGAGGGCACUGUGGCCAAGAAGAAGAACAUUGUCCUCAUCACUGAGCUCAUGGUCUCUGGCACGCUUAAAACAUAUCUGCGUCGCUUCAAGCGCAUCAACCCCAAGGUGCUCAAGUCGUGGUGUCGGCAGAUCCUCAAGGGGCUGAACUUUCUGCACUCCAGAACUCCUCCCAUCAUUCAUAGAGAUCUGAAAUGCGACAACAUCUUCAUAACGGGCACGACGGGCAGCGUUAAGAUCGGAGACCUGGGGCUCGCCACGCUCAAGAACAGGAGCUUCGCCAAGUCUGUUAUUGGCACGCCAGAGUUCAUGGCGCCCGAGAUGUACGAAGAGCACUACGACGAGUCGGUGGACGUGUACGCGUUCGGCAUGUGCAUGCUGGAGAUGGCCACCGGCGAGUACCCCUACAGCGAGUGCAGCGGGCCCGCGCAGAUCUACAAGAAGGUCGUCUCGGGCGUGAAGCCGCAGAGUAUAGAGAAGGUGUCGAUACCGGAGGUGCGGGACAUCAUUGACUCCUGCAUAAGACUCAAUAAAGCUGACAGGCCAAAAGUGAAGGAUCUGCUGAACCACGAGUUCUUCGGCGAGGACAUCGGGCUGCGGCUCGAGAUCGUCGGCCGCGACCUCGUCACCUCCUCCGACAUCACCAAGAUACAGUUCCGCCUGAAGAUCAUCGACCCUAAGAAAAGGUCAUACACCCACAAAGAGAACGAGGCGAUCCAGUUCGAGUUCGACAUAGUGAACGAUGACUGCGAGGAGGUUGCGAACGACAUGGCCAAGGCUGGACUCAUCAUGGAGGAGGACGCGCGGAUAGUGUUCAAGCUACUCAAGUCACAGCUCAUCAGUCUCAACCGCGAGAGGAGUGAAAAGAAGGCCCAAAUGCUGUUCAACCAAGAAAUCAUAAACGAGCAAAAUAGGCAGCAACAGUUGCUAUUGGAACAGCAGUUGAGACAGGUGAAAAUAAUCCAAAGUCAACAGCAAGCGGGCCCCGCGGACCAGGUGAAGGCUGGCCUGCUCAACGGCGUGGGCUCCCAGUCCAACCUGGCGUCUGUGCAACUGGAUCAACAAUCCCAACUCCUGCAAGCACAGCAGCAGUUGUUCCAGCACCAGUUUCAGCAUCACCUCACCAACGAGGAGAAGGCCAUGAAGCUGUUCCAGCAGAACCUCAUGCAGUCGCGCAUGUCGCCCAGCCUCGCCGCCGACCAGCAGCUGUUGCAGCAACAGCAGCAGCUGCUCGAACAGAACCUCAAACAGCAGGUGAUGAUGGAACAGAAUCUCCUUAACCAGCAGAUGUUGGAGCAGACCGUCACCAACCAGGCGUUGAUUGAACAGCAACAGCAAAGCCUCCUCGAAUCCCAGCAGACUCCUUUGCAGCCGAAUUUACUGAACCAACAGCUAGUGGCCAACGAGAUCAACACCCAGAACCAGGUAUUGCAGCAGCACAUAAUACAGCAGCAACAGAAUAUCAUAGCGCACCAGGCGGCGGCCAUCCAGCAGAAGCACUUGGAGGAGCAGCUGACGGCCCAGGAUAACAUAAUGGCCGCACCGCAGCAGAAUCAAGUAUUGGAUCCAUCCCUUCAAACUUUGCAAAAUAUAUUGGCACAAAUAAUUCACAGGCCGGACUCGUUGCAAGCGAGGAAAGACUCAGAAUCGGAGCAGAUGCAGCAACAACAACAGCUACAGACUGCUCAACAACAGGUUGUCAAUCAGCAAACUGAGAACAUUGAAGUCCAGCCGACGAGUCAACAAGAAAUGGAUGGUGCAAAUCAAUCUACAAAUUACCUAAACGCUCAAGUGCAUCUACCUUCCAGUCAGAGUGCAAACUUUCAUCCAAAUCAGCAGUAUAUACAACCGAAUUUGCUGACGGCCGUUGUGGAUCCAGUCAUCAUGGUGCAGCAGCAGCAAGUGGCACAAGCGCAGCAACAAGUUGCACAAGCCCAGCAACAACUGAACAUGCAGAAGCAAAUGCUGGCUCAACAACAAAUAAUGCUCCAACAGCAGCUUAUCACACACCAACAGCUAACAAUGCCGGGACAGACGCUCUCCCCCCAGCAUAUAAGAAACUUGCAGCAACAGCAAUAUCUAGCUCAACAGGAGAUGCAACUGCAAACUCAACAAAACAUGAUAGAUCAACAAAAUUUAGCGCUGCUGACUCAACAACAGCAACUUAUGGGGCAACGGCAACAAGUUGAAGAGAUGCUGCGGUCACAGUCACAGCGGCCUGUGUACACCAGACAAGGAUCCGAGCAGAGCCAAAUGAGUGGAGCUGAUGUUCAUGAUCAACAGCAAACAAUGAUCUCGGAUCAGUACCAGCAAAGUACACAGUCCACGCUGCAGUCACAGAUUUCCGUAGACCAAAUGCAAUUUCAAAAUCAACAACAACAGCAGCAGCAGCAACAUCAACAGCAGCAGCAACAACAACAGCAGCAGCAGCAACAACAGCAGCAGCAACAAUUACAGCAGCAGCAACAACAACUACAGCAGCACCAGCAGCAUCAACAACAGCCACCGCCGCAACAACAGCAACAGCAGUUUGUAGAUAAACAGAUCCACAAACAACCGUCGGAAGACCAAUACCACCAAGCGCAUCAGAUGCAGGGCAAAUCUUUGCCACACAACAUGGUGGUGCAAAACUUCAACCUGGUACAGCAGAACGAGAGGCAGAUAUCUAGUCAUGAAGGCACUCCCGUGCAGAAUUAUCCAGCCAAUCCUCUGCAGAUGUACCAGCAGAAUCAACCCGUUCAAACCAUGCCCAACAUGGCGUACCAAGUCGAGUCUUCGAUAGCAACCUCAGUUCCUAGUACUUUACCUCAAAAUCCACCAGCAACGCAUUAUCAGCAAGUCGACAGCGUCCCAGCGUCGUUGCCUACCUCUAUGCCCGUUCAAGUUCACGAGGUUCUUACGAGCCAGCCGCCUAGUCAGGUUCCGCAGACGAGCCAAGCCCCGGAGUCGGUGCCUCAGCAGCUGAACAUCCCACCUGAGGAUGCGUUGACCAACGGUAGUCAGAAGGAACAGUUCCACACGCCGAUGACGGAGUUCCCGUCUGGCGCCACUCACGUUGAGGCUAUACGGCAACCAGAGUUGAGUUCUGUGGAGGAGAAACAGACGGAGCAACAAGAAGUGGGCACGGCAGUACCCUCGCCUAUAUCCGGCGAGAAGAAAUCCCGAGGGUCGAAGAAGAGGUCCCGGGAGAAGGAGAAAUUCCCUCGCCUCACAGUCCUCACUGUCAGCGACGACAACACGGUAGUGGAGUGCCUGCUCGAGUCCAAGUCGAAGACUGUCACCUUCAAGUUCCACGUGCCCGAUGUCAACCCGGAGGAUCUGGCGAAUAAUUUUGUAGCGAACAACUUGCUGCCCGAGGGCCACAGCGCAGCGUUCAUGGAGCUGCUGGGCGACAUCGUGCGACAGCUGCGCGACCCCGCCGCCGGCAAGCCGCCCCUGGCGCCCUCCGACCGGCUGCGGCUCAAUAUAGACAAGUCCGACUACGACUCCGAGACGACGGAGCGCGACGACAACCUGACGGACUCGAACCAGGACAACUCGGAGUGCACCACGCCCACCGCGUCGCAGGACAGCAUCGCGCUGGCCGAGCUGGCGGACGAGCCCGAGCCGCCGCCGCUGGCGCACGAGCCGCGCGCGCCCGCGCCGCUGCCCGCCGCCGCGCGCAAGAUCAGCACCGCGUCUUCCAUAGGUUCUAAUCAAUCCGACGGCGGGUCGCUAGCGGACCGCUCGGGCAGCACAGAGUCGAACGGAGAGAGAAAAUCACAAAAACCCUCUCGUAAGAUAUCGAGAUUUCUAGUCAGCCCCGUCGUGGACCGCGGCGAGGACGUCCCCGAGGAGAAGGGGUCCGAACGGACCGAAGAGAGGUCCGAGGCGGCCAAACUCGAAACCAAAGAACCGGGUACAGUGAUCCGGGAACAAGUCAACGGUCUACCUGAGGAACCUGAAUCACAAUUACAGUCAGAACCGGCGCAGAUACCAGUGCAAGAACCGGUACAGAUGUCGGUGCAAGAACCGGUACAGGUACCGGUGCAAGAACCGGUACAGAUGCCGAUGCAAGAACCAGUACAGAAGCCGCCGCAGACCGUGCCGGAGAACUUCGUCCCCACUCACCAGUAUUCUCUAUCAUCACAAUUAUCGCACACGCCGCAAACUGUCACGGAUCACAGGGCAGAAGUCAAACAACUACCCGAACAGAGCGUACAGAUGCCACAGAGUACAGCACAGCCGAUUACCAGCUCUAUACCCAGCAACUUACAGUCCACAAUCCCUCAAACGAUGCCCUACGCCAUAAACCACACGUUACUUAACGGUGGAUUACAACCCAAUCUCACGAACUUAACAACUCCUUUACAAAUAGCAACAGAUACUCCAUUGCUUGGGUUAAGUCAAGUUGGUACACCGGUUGUUGGUGGGGAUUUGGGGCUGAACAUUGGACUGGCUCAAGUGGCACCUAGUCUUGUGGACCCCAUGGGGUUGGGCCGACUCCAGUUGGGCCAACCGACGUUGACGCCCAACACCGGGGUCAAUGACACGCUGGCGAACGCGGAGAACAUUCAGCGGAUGCUGUUGAAGCAGAAUAUUAUAAAUCAGCAACAGAAUCUCUCAGGGCCCAAUCUACUGGGUCUCCUCAACCAACCACAGUUUCCGCAACCGGAGCUCGGGUUGCAUAACAACCUGCUUCACGCGCAACCAGGCGCCGCGGGCCGGCUGCCGUACGCGCCGCCGCGAUACUACCAACCGAUGCUGGCGACAGCGAACGACCUUAUAGUUCAACAGCAAGCUCUCCAGACGUCGGUGAAUCAAUUCAACCAGCCAAUUGGCCCCGCUUUUGCACUAGGCCUAGGCCUCGGGUCUCCCCUGCAAGCGGGCCUCGGCGCACAGAAUCUCGGCCUCCAACAGAACAUAGGCCUCGCUAGUCAGAAUUUAGCUCUCAACCAAAAUCUUAUGAGCCAAAAUCUUGGGCAAAACUUAGGCUUAGCGGGCCAGAAUUUAGGUUUAGGUCAGAAUCUCAUGGGGGGGCAGAGCUUGGCACUCGGUGGCCAGGCCUUGGGGCUCGGAGGCCAGAACCUGUCCCUGAUGGGCCAGAAUCUUGGCCACCUUGUGGCCCAAAGGGCGGUACACAACGCUCUGGCGAAGCGAGCUGUUGAUAUGGAGAUUGGCAUGACGAACGUGAACUCGACGAACUCGACGCAGCCCGGCACGCCCAGCAAGAGCCAGUCCUACAACGAGUACAUGCUCACGCUGCAGAACAAACACUCCUCUAUUAACAACAGCGGCCCGGUGUCGCCGCAGUCCCCGCUAGAGUACAGUCCGGCGCUGUCGCCCACACAGCGACAGCUGCACGGGAUCGCACACAAGCGGGAAGUAUUGGACGGCGUGACGGCAGCGGGCGCCGACACCGAGGAGAGUCAUGCUGACCAGCUCGCGCGUUUAGAUCACCAGCUCAGCAAGAUCAGCUUGCACUACAAGCAUCUAACUCCCAAGGAUGCGUUCAGCGACCACAGCGAAGACGUGCUAGCGGGCGACAUUGCCGGCACGGCGGUUCCCACUUAUGAAGAGAAGGACGGGCGGUGGGUGGUGUCGCGAGCGACUCCGCUGCGCAGCUACGCGCUGUGCAGGCUGCUACCUGAACACGCCGCGCACGACAAAGACAAACUAGACCUGUCGGCGACGUCGUUUGCGGGCGAGGCGGACGAGCUGUCGUGCGACAACACGUCGCUGUGCGAGGAGGGCGCCGCGCGCGGCGAGGCCGAGGCGGAGGGCGGCGAGAGCGAGGCCGAGGACUGCGAGACGUACGUGCUCACGGACCGGGCGCGCGCGCGCUGCUACGUGCUCGAGGACGCGUUAGCUUCGCGCAGGCACACCAUCCUCGACCCCGCGCCGAGGCCGGCUCUGUCGAAGCAGAGCCCGGUGGAGGCGGCGGCGGGCGAGGAGCGCGAGCGCAGCUACCUGAUCGUGGACCCGCUGCGCGACAUGACGUGCACCGUCAUCGAGCGCACGCUCAGCCUGGACGAGGAGUUCCUGCCCUUCGUGGAGCAGAGGUACCGGCCCGCGCCGCAGGACGGCGACAAGGUGUCCGUAAGCGAAGAGCUAGGCAAAUGGCGGGAUGUGGAGGGGAGUGUGUGGGUGGAGGGGGGGUCAGUAGAGGGCGUCAAACCCCCCCGGUUCCUAAAAGACGCGGUCGCCGCGGAGCUGUGCGCCGACAUCUUCAUCGACGAGGCGCUCACCGACAAAGCGCUGUGCCGGCAGCUGGUGCUAGUGGCGGUGCGCGGCGCGCGCUCGUGACGCGGCACCUUGUACCUUGACUUGUAUUUAUUGUGAUGUACCUUGUACCCUACUGUACUGUACCGUACCGUACCCUACUGUAUCAUACUACCAGCUACCUACUAUAUCUGCGCUGACAUUUAUAUCAUUACAACGUUAUGUUUAAUUAAUUAAAUAUUCAUAUGUGAUAUCCUGA